Seriola aureovittata is the source of this 2347-nucleotide messenger RNA. Its product is annotated as trace amine-associated receptor 1-like. Gene Ontology annotation, biological process: G protein-coupled receptor signaling pathway. Gene Ontology annotation, molecular function: trace-amine receptor activity. The transcript has a single exon. Lineage: Eukaryota; Metazoa; Chordata; Actinopteri; Carangiformes; Carangidae. The record is from RefSeq and is a predicted model, not a curated record. Gene Ontology annotation, cellular component: membrane. The coding region runs from base 137 to 1123 and encodes 328 amino acids.
UUAAUUCAAAGAUCAAAUUAAAUGAAAAUCAUGAAGCCUUAUUUUACAUGAUUACUGACGUUGUAAUUGUACAUACAUUCUGAACUAAAUAUCUUUUAAAUGUUCUUAAUAUUAUAGACUAUUACUGCAGAGAAGCAUGGAAGCAGAGCUGACUGUCAACGGCACUUACAUUUUUAAUGACAUACAUCCCUGUUAUGAAUCAAAUAAUGCAACUUACAUAUUUACAAGCAAACCUUCCAUACUAUGUGUUUUAGUAUAUAUUUUCCUUAGCUUAUUGUCUGUUGCUACAAUAUGUGGAAACCUUCUUGUUAUAAUCUCUAUCAUUUACUUCAAACAGCUGCACACUCCUACUAACUACCUGAUCCUCUCUCUGGCUGUGGCUGACCUGCUUGUAGGAGUUUUAGUUUUUCCUUUCAGCAUGGCAUUCACUGUAACCUCAUGUCUUUAUCAUGAGAAUUUAUUCUGUAAAAUACGAGACAGCUUUGAUGUAUCACUGUGCACGUCCUCUAUUUUGAACUUGUGCUGUAUUUCCAUAGACAGAUAUUACGCAGUUUGUCAGCCCCUGGCAUACAGAAGUAAGAUAAAUGUUCACAUUACUGUGAUCAUGAUCCUGGUGUGCUGGGGUAUCUCUGCUCUAAUCGGGAUUGCUAUAAUAGUUGCAGGGUUCAGCCAGGGAACAUGUGAAGAAAUGUGCUCAGUUGAUGUUGUAAUGGCAAACACUAUGGGACCUGUUUUCUCUUUUUACCUUCCUGCAUUCAUAAUGCUCUGUAUCUACCUAAAGAUUUUCCUUGUUGCUCGGAAACAGGUGAACAGCAUCCAGAGCACAAAGUAUGGAGCAACUGUCAGUAAGAGGGAGAGAAAGGCCACAAAAACUCUGGCUACUGUUUUGGGAGUUUUUCUUUUAUGUUUGACUCCUUACUUUCUAUGCAUUGUUUUCCAGCCUUUGUCUUAUAAUCCACCACCCAUCCCUGUGAUUGAGACACUUAACUGGCUUACAUUAUCAAACUCAAUGCUGAAUCCAUUAAUCUAUGCUUUCUUUUACAGCUGGUUCAGAUCAGCUUUCAGAAUGAUAAUUUCUGGGAAAAUAUUCCAAGGGGAUUUUGCUAACUCCAAACUGUUUUGAUUUAUUUUAUGGAUUGGUGAAAUAUCAACAUGCCAAUAAAGGUUGGAACAACAGACCAAUACUUCCCCUCUCUGAAAUCUGGUUCUGUUGGAGGUUUCUUCCUGUUAAAAGGGAGGUUUUCCUCUCCAUUGUCAUCAAGUGCUGCUCAUUGUGGGAACUGUUGAGUUUCUCUCUAUCACAUUGUCAGGUGUUGACUUUACCCUGUAAUAAUGCAUGUUAUGAUUUGGCGCAAUACAAAAUGAAAUUUAAUUGAAUUAAAAAGUGUGAAAUAGUGGAUGGAUAGUUUUUAGCUACCCAUCUUAAACCCCACCCAUUAGAUUGGAGCAGGGUUUAUGCUGAUUUGCAUGUAGCCCAGAAUAACCAACCAAUUCAGAGACCCCCAAGCCAUGAGUUAAUGUGUAUGCUUUGUAAUCUUUCCAGACCAAAACCCUUUUUACACCCAAAUAUGGCAUAUAAGCAGGUUUUUUUUAAGAGGGUGGGAAGUGAGGGCAUUGAGGGGAGCAAUCAGACGACUGUAGUUAUAAAUGAAAAAUUUAGAAAAGCUGGUGUAACUAUGGAACCUAAUUUCUCGAUACAGCCAAUGUAUGAUUGGGAAUUUGACAGAUUAAAGGUUAACCAAUAAACUACAAGCAUUCAGUAACAAAUAUUUUUGUGCAGUGUAGAUAGGUCAGUGACAUCACAUUUUAGCCAUGCUAGUGGCGAGGGUCUUGGGAUGACAAUGUUGCAAUGUUAGUAAAUCCAAGCAGCAUCAGUAGCAUUUUAAUUGUCUUCAAUAUAUAAUCUGUAUGGCUGAUAGCCAGCUUUCAAAUAUGAAGACUGACUGCUAUCUUCAGUGUGAAAAUACCUGAUCUGACUGUGAGUCUUACACAGUAAUUAUGGCAGGUUUUUUUUGCUGUCACUGCUGUUGUUACUCAGCUGUUCUUGUUUUGUUUCAGUUUGUUACUCUGUUGGAACCAUUUCAGACAUAAACAUUACAUAAUUACCUAUUAGCAAUUAUAGCGCCUUGGGGAGAAGCAGAGCUCAUGUGUACCACCAGAGCAGUUAAGGGACCAAAGGCUCAUUCACACCUCUAAUAGGAGAGGCGUCAGGUUGCAUAAUAUCAUUGCAUCAGACCAUAAACAACUUGUGUUAAGAUCUUACAUAAGAUUUUAUGGCCAAAUAUUUAUUGUUGGUAAUACAAUUGAACAGUUUAAUGUCUGAAUAAAUCAGAGACAUUUUCAGUAA